GUGCAUUGUUAUUUCAACUCGUGAACUGAGCAGUGAAUAUCCGGAGCGAUUUUGCUUCCUUCGAUGUUUCUUCUCAUGUGUGACUGAAAGUGCUACAGAAUGGAUUGCGAAUUUGAAGGGGAACGCAGAUUGGUGUGUAGAUUUGUUUUGCAAACGUAAUUUGGUUUAGGUUUUUGGUGGAAUUUCUUGAGGCUGGUAAACAUUGAGCAAUUUUCACGUAACAACGUGUGCGGAAAGAAAUUUUAGGGUAAUGUGCGUUACUGUGUUGAUUCGCGAAAUCUUCUAACUCCUUUUCAUUAAAAUUUCCGUGUUUAUCGCAGAGGAAACAGAACCGCAGGAAUUAUAACGACGAUACAGAUGACAUUAUUGAAGGAAAGCGUACGUUUAGUGUGGAAGAAAAGCUAAACAGUGAGAAAUUUGCCGAGGGUGAUUUUGUAAAGAGACUCAGUGGAGACGGUUAGUCCAAAGGAAUUAUUUGGCUGAAUAAAAAAAUUGCAGUUGAAAACUCGCUUGCUCACAUAAUGUUUUAUUAUUGUAGAAAUCAACCUAAAGUAUAUACAGGAGAAUGGUUUCACUUCACCAAUUCUAAUAAAAAACACUGAGGGACUUGAUAUGCGGUACGUAUGCAAUCUGUGAAUGCACAAAGCCGAUAGCAUGAUCGUAGGUUUCAGAGAGAAUGUUUGUUUCAAGUUGUCCAGUUUCUCAAUGUUCUCAAGUAAAAGUUCAAUUAUAUUUACUACAUUGUUAUUUAGGGUUCCUAACAAAGAUUUUACAGUCGAAGAUGUGAAGAAUUUCGUCGGUAAGCCGUUCUAGCUAAUUUGAAAUUCUCUGAUUACAUGUAAUAUUUUUCGUAUAUGCCCUCAAUUGCAUUUGAGCUUAUUAAAACUUGCAUCGGUUAAAAUUGUUGAUGUCGGUUCUCUUGUUAAGGCUGUCUGUUGACAUUGGUUAUUAGGGGCUCGGAGAAUUGUGGAUGUAAUAGAUGUCAACACACAGCAAGCUUUGGAAAUGACUCUGCAACAGUGGGUGAAAUAUUUCACCAGCGAACAGAGAGAGGACAUUUACAAUGUUAUAAGCUUGGAAUUUAGCCACACUAAACUGGAGGAUCUGGUGGAACCACCUCACUUGGUGAGCAAGUUGUAUUUUUUAAGGUUUUUUGUUCAUGAAAAUGUAUAUUUUGUUCUUUAUUUAUGGUAGGUUUUCGGAGUUUUGGGCUUUGUGUGUGACUCGUUUACUCUGUGUAGCACUUACUACUAUUGGUUGCGUUUUAAACACUUAAACUUAAUUUAAUUCAAUAAUUGUUAUUUUCCGUUAACAUUUCUUGCUAAAAAUCGUCUUCCUUUGGGAUUAAUAAAUAUCUUUUUGACUGUAAGUGGUUGGUGAUGUUUUGAACACCCCAGUUCUAUUAUCACAAAGCUAACUACAUAGGUUGUAUUAGUGCCGAAUGAAAAUUCAGAGAAACUUCCCCAACCAGGAGCUUUCCACAUUGAGCUCCCCAAACUCUACUUUGCUCAGCUCAUUAUCGUGCUGUGAUGAUUUUAACCGGAAAAGGACGGAAAGCAAAAUCAGGAACUAUUCAUGCCAAGAACUGCUUCUUAGAGCUGAAAGGUGCCCUGGAGCUCUUUACUAUUCACACGCCCUUUAAAAACAAAAACCCGAAAACUAUGAUAAGGAAACCAGAAGCCAGUUUCGUACCUCUGAAAUUUUCGGGUUCAGUUUCUUUAAUUUUACAACAUUUAUCCAAUGUAGCUUUGUUCUGGUGUUGUAAAGCUACGGCAGGGACAUUUUGGUUGCGAGUGUUGAAAGAAUUUUGAUGCUCAUACUCGCACUUUAAAAACGAAGAAUAAUGAAAAUAAUUAUAAAACCAAAUUUCUUCCAUAUCAUCUCGAUAAAGUCCCUUGUGUAAUCUUCGUCCGUGUACAUGUAAUAAAAAUAUAUCUUCUUGCGGCGGUUAAAAACACUGUGGCUUCUUUUUCAAAGUGGUGCGUAAAUCUUCUUCGUGCAAUUUUGUGCGUCACAGCCCGAACUUCUGUUGUGUACAUGAUUUCAGCGUGGUUUUCAACUUGCUUAAAAUUGUACCCUUGUGUUUACGUUUAAACAUAAAAAUUUCCUCGCUGUUAUUCCGAUGUAUGCGAAUUUUAUUGGAGAACAAAGGCUUAUUCAGCUUUUUAAAAGCUAUAUCUUGCCGAUAACUGAAAAUGGUUUUGAAUAUCGGCAAAAAACGCCACGCAUCCUGCAAAGGGGUUUAGCUAUGCAAAUAUGGCGGCUUGAUCAUUAGUGCCAAUGUUGGUGUGAGCCGCAAAGAAUCAGAUGAAAACGAAAUGAUGAGGUUUUUGGAGGGGACUUUGAAAUUAUUUAAAAUAAUCGUGCUGUCAAGGCUUUCACCAUGUUUUGGACACUUGAUAGCGUGUCAGGGAUACAGGGACAAGUGACUGAAUACCUGCUCUCUGAGACCCGUUCACUUGCCGAGUUCCCGCUACACUGGUCUACAUAGAAAUGGAUAUAAUUAUACAGAUCGAGCAGAGAGACGGUGAUGGCUGUUUAGGCAAACGUCUAAUACCCAUUUGUGCAAUGACUGUUGAAUUACCACCUUUAAAAAUUAGAAUUUACCACUGUUUGGUGUUCACAUAGUCCCGCCUCCUGUUGCUUUAAUAUGGCUGAACUGAAGGGUGGUAACCCUUAAUGCAUGAACAUACGAUCUUCAAACUGAACUUGAACAUUCCUCUAUCCGCGUAUCGUAUCAGAUAAAAAUUUUUGCUGUGCCAUUUUUUCAAACCUUUCUACUUGUAAAUUUACUAGCUGCUUGUUUUGUGAAAUACAUUUGACCAAAGUUCUACCGGAUUAUUUUAAGACAUUUUUUUCCUACAUGGGCAACAUAAGGCUCUUGAUGCACAUUCUAUUUCCAAUUCACUCGAAGCGUGAAUUUUAACACGUGCUUAUUAUUGCUGGGUUUAAAGUUAGUGAAAGUUGACACAGUGUUCAAUUUUUGCGGGUAAUGUUUGUUCCUUCUUCCAUUUAAUUAGCAGAAAAACGAACGACCUAUGGCGUUGAAAAAGGCUUAAAGCCAAUUGUUGGUUACAAAUUUGUUUUCAAAAAAACGACUUAAUACGGUUUAAAUACGAACCAGAAACAUUCGAGUAUACAGUUAUUUGUCUGAAGUACUAGGAGAGAUAUUUAAAGUCUGCCAUGAAAACAGAAUCUGAAACGUUUGGUUUUUAGAAAGUUCCAAACUUUCGAGUAACAUCUACCCUUUUCAUGAUUAAAAUCCUGCAAAAGGAAUUAUCUUUUUUAAAAUUUUGAGAAGGUCGUAAUAGAAGGAAUAUUCUCGAUUUUUGAUCCACAAUAACCAAAUUUAACAGAAAGGUUUUUUUUGAAACUUACUGAAUUUAUAUUUAAACUUUAAAUUAUAAUCACCAUUCCGUAGUUAUUCUUACUUAUUUACGUCACGGAAAUGAUAAUUUACCACUUUAGAAAAUCGUGAUUUCAGUGGACGACUACUGCACUUUCGCGCAAGAUCUGAAGCCGCAUUUAACACUCGUGUUUGAAAUGAUCCCUUCUAUUUUGCUCUGAAAUAUCAAUCUCCAAUGUGAAAACGUCUUGCACAAUGUUUACAGCUGGACAAAACGAGGUCAUAACAAUCUUUUUGUAUGACUACUCUUUGUGUCUAAAACUUUUACGUUUGCAAGUAAUUGCAUUGCUGAAAUGUAACAAUUGAUUCAAAGCUACUUAGUACUCCAAAACUUUGCCUGAUGUAGUUUGGCUAUUUUCCCCAGUUGAAUAGUUCUUUAUUAUUUAUAAAUCUUUAUUUUGAAUUUCCCAUUUAGAGCAAUAAAACAGACAAAGCUAAGCUGUAAUUGACGCAACGAGAGUUAUUUUUAAGUAAAAAUUUACGUCUUCCACUGUACCUUGUUCAUUAAUCUCAGCUUAAAGUAAAAUCUAGAAGGUUUAGGAGCGUUUAUCGUGUAACUGGAUCAUAUCCUUGUGUUAUUAGGUGCGAGUUCUGGACUGGGUAAAUGUUGUGUGGCCUCAGGAUCUCAUCGAGCAGCAAAGGGAUUCAACGAACUCUCUAGCUGAUAUGAAGUAUCCCAAAGUUAGAAAGUAAGUCGUGAUUUACUGACUCUAGCUUGCAUUCCUAGAAUCAAGUCUGAAACUAACGUUUAGAGGCUGGGUAAGAAAUCUAAUGUUGUGACCAUUCAAUUGAAACUUGUUCAGCACCUCUCUCUCUCAUUAACCUUACAAUCUGUAUUCGUCUUUAAGAAUUUAAAGAUGUAAUUUGUAAUUUUUCCGCUCCAAUUUUGAUUUUAGUGAGCAUCCUGCUUAAAUAGUAAUACUAGAGUUGAUCUGUCCGUGCGCAAUAUUUCUGAGGCCAUUAAGUGGACACGCAGCAGACAGCUAGGCAGUGCGUGUAAACUUGCACAGAACUAUGAACUUGAUUUGGUUCAGUUUGCACAAUUAUAUCGCUCACAGAUAUCUCUUGAUACGAAAUGGUGAAUGCGACAUAUACAAAAUCAUGAGUGUGAAGUCGAGAGGUUCAAUAGAGACUGCGCGCUACAUUUUUUUCAUGAAGAUAAAACACGGUUUCUCAUUUUGAAUACAUCAACAGUUUAGUUGACAAAGACUGAAUUAGAAUAAAUCGAGAUCAAGUUUAAUCUUAGGGACAAUUUGAACAAACCGUGAGAAAGGUAUUUUGCUUGAAUUUUUGUUCUCAACGUUUAUCACUUGUGCUUCAAUUUCAUUUUCGAGCGUGAUACAUGGUUUCCUGUAAUCUUUAUGUGAUACAACUGAGAUAUAGUGAAGUGUAUGUUAUCUAUGCGCUCCGUGAUUUUCACUCGAUUUUACGGAUGAGAAAUAUGAUUGCCUUAAACGCAAAAGCUGCUGCAGUGAAGCUAAAAGUUUUUAAUGUCAUGCCAACUGAAUGAACAUAUAGUGGUUGGUAAUUCUAGUGCUUGUCAGGUUGGUGUGAUUAUAAGAAAUUCAUCCGAAUGGUUUCCACUUUUGUUUCAUGAUUUGGUGUCUACCAACAUACAGUGUAUGUUUGUACAAUUUUUUAAGACACACGUGUUGCGCUAAAUUUCUUUAUUCUUUCAUCGUUGUUCAAGCAAAAUAUGAGCUGUCUUUGAAAAGCUAAAUUCUUUGUACCAUAGUAAAUCUACCGUGUAUAUAUUGUGGCAUGAACAAAAUGCUAAAAUCAUGUGGAAUUCAGUCUAAAGUGUUUGAAAAUUUGACACGACUUUGUCUCAUUCCGCCUUGGUUCCGGGGGACUAAAGUGGUUUACUUGUUAUGCUGCUUAUAUUGUCGCGGUUAGUAGAAGCGGCAAAAUUUAGGAGUUUCGUUCAGCGUUUUGUGGUUAACUUCAUGUCCUGUUCUAUCUAGUGUUCAAUAAUUUUCAAAUAUAUGUUGCGUGACUUCUCCCUCAAUCAACAAACGCUUGCUCAUUUCAAACGUGCGAUAAAUUAUUUCCCAAAGUAUUCUCCAAAGCCUGCUUCUCUUUCGAGAUGUGUCUUUCAUUAUUAGAAUUCAAAUUUCCAAGCCUAAAGUAUAUAAGUGAUGCAUUCGUUUCAGCGCGUCGGAAGUUUUAAGGACUGAAACAUGACGAAGGCAAUGAGCUUGGUUAUGGUCGACUGAGUAAGCUCGGUUUCUGUUUCGUUUGAAAACUUACUGCUCAUUCCUGUCCAUUAAGUCAGAGAAAGUAACAUUCUCGUUAAAAAGCUAAAGUUUAUUUAAUUGUUUACUUCAGCAUUGUCAAAAAAAUAGAACGUUGAAAACACAACGGACGCAUAAUUCGACAUCACCUCUCGGAAAGAGUUUGUUCUUUAAUUGCCAAGCAGAUUUAAACCAGCAGAAUUGGAAAUUCCUGUGUUGAAGUCCACCAAAUAUUUCCAAAUCGUUUUAGCGUCACUGAAAUAAAAGUAGCCCAUUAAAGAAACUUAAGAGGAAAUGACUUCUGACAACGGUUAUCAAACCGCGAAUGUAAUCUUUGAGGAAUUCAAGUAAACUUGCACAUCAACUAGUAAUAAUUUGUGCCGUGCCCAGUGAGUACAUGUAGCUUGUCGGUUUGUCGAUCUUCCAAUGUAUUUCGUAUUUAGCGUUGAACUUCUUUUACAGUGCCACAUUUACAAAUUUUAUGCCCUGAAGUUUGAGAUUGUCCCCCCAAAAAACCAAAAAAACAUAGACAACAUUCAGUUCAUGUAAUAUUUGGUUUCUCGGCACGUACCCUAGAAGACACGUCUUUGUGACCGACAACAGCUUUAAAAAUAAGGCUGCUAUUCAAAUCUCAACUCACCCUCCUGCAAGAGUUAUUCUUGACUAAGGAAGACUUUCCUCAUUAGCGGUUUCUAAGUUUUAACUUGAGCGUGAGAGAGGUUUUUUAAACCCAACGUUUGUUAGGUGAGUCUUGAUCAUGAACUCUCUGAUAUGCAAAAGCUGUACUACGGCCUUGAGGGUAAUUUUCAAGUCUCACUCAGUGGCACGAGUUGGAAGAAGUCUUUGAGGCAAGGCCUAAAUGUCUUGUGCUCCCGGCUAACCUGUCUUUAAAAACAAGCUGUACUAUAUUGACCUAUAUCUCCAUUAGUUAAAAAAGACGGCCAUUUUGAUAAAGUAUCUUAUGGCGAACAUAUCUCUAGUCACGUCUGAUUAUUAAAAGUCAGGACUGCAUGAACAAUCAUAUUUUAUCUUGCAAACAAUUAGCAAACUGUCGUACUCGAUAUUUCGGUUUGCAUGUGUUUCUUUUGUCUGGAGACUCUUCAGAGGAAAGAACCACUUUUUACCAAAUAAAAUGUACUUGCAUCACUUUUUCGGCCGCGCAGUAAAUUUGAAUCUCAAAAUCAAAACUAGAAAACCCACCGUGCGUUGUUAAAAAACCCAGUGUUUAUAUUCAUUUGGCCUGAUGGUAAAAUUUUUAAAUUUAGUCUAACCCCAAGUGUAUGCAAUGUUAAAGACGUGUAUUCAUUUGGUAGGAUUCCGUUAUUUCGUUGUUGCUUUAUUCUGCUCUAAACUCUGAAUAUCUCGGAAGGUACUGUUCGUCGCGAAUAACUUUCUUAGAUCUUCAUACGAAUGAGCACAUUUUCAGGUUUCACUCACGAACUCAGAAGCUUGUUCCACUGUGUUCGGCAUAAUAAACAAGACCACAAGAAUUGCUGGUCGCUAUCUUUCAUGCGAGUUAUUACGGUUAAGAAUUUCAUUCACAGACAGAGAAGUAAAACCAACUUGUUCUUCAAUAAACACUACCUGUACCACAAAAAAUGUUUGAAUGAUAAACUCGCAUCGACAACUGCAACCAUUUCAUAGUCUUGCAAGGGAAAAACACGGCUCAAGGAAAAAAGUAACGCUCUGUAGCUUUCAUUUGACUUGUUGCAGUUAAGGAUAUUCAUUUGUAGACUCAAGAUUAGUAUCAAUUUGUACAGUGUAUUCACUAUUGAACUGCAGAGGAAAGACGUACCAGUUAGUAGCUUGGGGACAUCACCACAGACCCAGAAUGUGUAGCUUCAAAGGGCUAUGUCACCAGGAUAAGCUGUUUUAGAUCAAUUCUGUGCUGAAGUCACUACUUAGUGAAUGCCUUCACCCGUACACUAAAUGCUCCUGUAUUGUUAUGAAAAAGAUGUCAAACGAAUUUCAUCACGGACACUAAACAUUAUAUUUUUUGGGCGAUUUUUUGCAGGCAUAGCUUUAAAACUUGGAAAAGUUGGGCCACACUUGGGCCAACUUUUUCAAGUUUCAAUCCGAGCACAUCCUUGCUAUCCGUUGCACCAGAUGACACAAAUUGAUUGCGAAAACAAUUUUUUAGCUUUCAAAAAGAUAGAAAGUAGCGUGACUUAGUCCCUGUAUCUGUAAACAAAGCCACUAGAAAGUCAGGAAAGUCCUUCAUUAGCUUUCGUAUGUUCAUGGUAUCAUUUAAUAUAUAGGAUACAAACUUAAUGGGACAGCAAAAAAGGGCUACGGCGUUCGUUGUUUUCUGGUUGUGGUUUAGACUAAGUUAUAUAGUUGUGACCGUGUUGAAGUGUUGAACGGAAAAAUAAACGACUCAAUAGGGAAGCAUUCCUAAAACUGACUUCUCGUUUGAAUGAUCAAAUGAAAAAGAAUUUCGUUCAGAGACUCCUAAGCUAGAGCGUUUUAACAUGCGGCGUAAUAAACAACAUCAUGAGAAACUCUUGAAAAGGUAAAACUUCUUUUCAUGACUGGUCACAAUUACGUAAUAGUACGUAAUCCACAGACACAGAUGCUGUAGAACCCCCGGGGGGAACUGUCUAUGUUCUUUACAAGCGGCUUAACCCGAAAAGGGAUACCUUAUUCAGGCUUCAAGUAUAUCAAAGGGAAGGGAAUUCAGUAGAACCUCCCGGGGGCACUCUCUAUAUAUCCGCCUAUACCGUAGGCGGCUCCAUCCGAAAGGGAUACCUUAUUCAGGCUUUAAGACGAAAAAACGCUCCUUAUGGCUAUAUUAUUUCAACUUAUUAAACGUUACACGAAAAUUGUUUUAAGUGGGUAUGUUAAAGGGACACUAUUUGUCAAUAGAAGAUAUCUAUAAUGGGCACCUCUUCUGUCAAAAGUGGUAUAUAAAAGGGUGAGGGGUUAGACCUCUGGGCGGGGCGGGGCCUCCCCCUAUAAAGCUUUGUAGAUGAGGUCCCCGGGUGUGUCACGUAAUACAGCAUAGUAAACGGGAAUGCAAGAAAUUACUAAUUUCUCCUUUCCUUCAGGCCCUGGUUGUUCAGACACUGGAUAGCACUAUCCACUGGAUAAAUCACUAUCCAGCGGAUUAGUGUUAGGAAAAUCAAAUGCGUCAUUUACUGGAUAGAAAUUUAUCCACGUGAUAGCGUUGAAUAUUUUUAUCCAGACCCCAGACAUCAAACUAACUUCAAGUUAAACGUCAUACUCGACAGUUUCAUAUGCAAACCGGCUUUACUAAAUUGAACGAUCACGUUUUGUUUUUUUUGUUUAAGAAACACUUUAUAGUCUAUUGCAUGAUGAACAGCUGUAAAACAAAGAAUUGCCACUUUGUCUAGCAUGACAAUACAAUAUAAAAGGCAACAAUGCUGCCAGCAUUAUGUCACAGGAAGGUUCUACUCCAUAACUUUCGAAAGGCUAUAGGCUUCUUUUACUGUCUCAAAAUUCUUAUAACUUCCUCGCACAAUGUAAUAAAAUACUAAUGGGUAGCUCUUCAGACGGCUUUUAUUUCAGUCGAGUGACUUUGAAUUUGAUAUACCGUGAUAUGGCACGAGUCCGGGCUUCCUUUUGUGUUUUCGGCACGUGUUAGAUGCAGUAUAAUAUAACAGUAUUAAAGCUUUUAUUUCAGUGGAUUCGUUUUUGAAUUUUAUCUAUUGAUUGUCGCUAAAAGCAAGAAGUACGUAGGACCGAAUGUUUAGCAGAUAAUACGGGGAACUUUCAGAGUGAUCGGCAUUCAUUUGAUUUUUUGGCCCGGGGGUUGGGAGGGGGGGACUCCCAUACAGAAGUGACAGGGAUGCUCGUGGGAAAAUUCAAAUUAAACCCCUAAUGGAGACCAAUGUGGAUGUGGCUCAAGCUUAAACAGACCCCUAAGGGAGAUUUCUGUGGGGUCAGUGUCGGGUCAUUUUUUGUAAACUUCUUUGUGCACAGUACUAAGCGAUACCUGAAUGGGCAAAUAUAGUGACUUUCCAUCCCAGACACCCUAAGUGAGAGCAAAAUCUGCAAUUUACACCCCAAAGCGAGACAACAAGCAUCCCGCCACCUUAAUAUGGGAGUUCCCCCCCCCCCCCGGGAGUUUUGGCUGGCGCAAUGUAUAGCUUAAUAAAACAGUAAAUUAUCUCUUGUUUUUACUUAUAUCCGCAGAAUUAGCUAGAACCACGCAUCAUGAAAUAGUUAGCAGGACAAAUACGAGAAAAUCCCCACACUGAGUGAUUUUAUCCACGUUUCCAAAAGUUGGAGAUAAACCAGUAAAUAGUACUACAGCAAAAGAUGUUAGGCAGACUGGAAUUUUAUCCAACAUCCUAGGUUAAAAUUUUAGAAAUGCAUUCGUCGAGUUCUAUCAUUUGAUCGCUGAUAGUAAUCUGAUAACUUGGUUUCCUAAUUACGUUAAUUUGCCCUUUACUCGAAACAAUAACAGGGAAAAUGAUCUUGAUAAAGAUGUGACGUUUAUUAUGUCACAAUCUUGUGAUGAGUAAUAAAUCUGAUUCCAUGACUUGAUCUUGAAAGUUUGACCUUCCUGAAAACAGUAGGGCGCUAUAGCUACUCUCACACGGGCCACUUCGUAAAACGGAAUCCUUAUAUUUCGAUCGUGUGGGAAUGUAUUUAAAAAGAAAGUUCCUUUCAACUUUAUACUUCCCGUUGGCUCGUUUUUCUCUUUACAAAGAAAAGAAAGGAAAUUAAAGGAAAAAAAUCAGACAGUAGUGAACCGUUUGUUGGACAUGAAGAAUCCGUAUGAUCUGAAGUCCUGAAUUCGAUUUUGGACUCUCCCAAAGUAUUUUAUUUCAGCAUUUGAUGUCAUAAAAUUCAACCGCAACAUUAUGUACAGUCGACACCCGAUAACUCGAACCCUUGCUAACUUGAACCUCGCGCUAACUCGAACCAAAGUCAAUUUCCUCUGGAUUUCCUUCGUACAUUCACUGUUAUUUUACCCUCGGACGGUAACUCGAACUUCUUGCUAACCCGAAGUAAUUUUUGUUUCCCUUCAGAUCAUUUCUACAAUAUUUUACCCUCGAUAACUCGUACCAUGUUUAAAGCGCGUCACAAAUUGAUUUUAAAAAAUUGUUGUGUACUGUAGUCCGAAACAAUGAUUUUUUUUAAAAAUAUCAACCGUAUAUUCUUUGUCUUUACUUUUUGUUAGUCCAGUGUAGAUAUUGUACAGCCCUGUAUAUUAAUCAAGUUUUGUUGUUUAAAAUGCUAAAUUACUUUUUCAAAAAUAAUAUCUCUUGCUGCCCUUGAAGUGAAGGGUGCAUGCUACUUGCAUUGCAUUUCUUCCCCAUCCACGAGAUUAGCUGUCGCGCUUGUCACCACUACAAUUUAAUGUGAUUGUCUGAAAACCGUUUUUCCUCAUUUCCGGUUUUUGAACUUCCGAUAGCUCGAAGUCUUUUUCAAUUUCCCUUGAAGGUUCGAGUUAUCGGGAGUCGACUGUACGUAAUGCAGUACAGUUAUGCCAAGAUAUAUAAUGCUCAGGAUGAGAAAAAAAAACAUUAAUGUAGUAAGUUGGUAAUUUUUCCCUCAAAUGCUGCUAGUAUCCACGUUCAUGAAUCAUUCUCCGUGAGGGGACAGCUGCCAUUAUCAGAAACAACCCCUUAUAAGUUACUGCCAUUAUCCAUUACACUUUUUCUUCUUUCUGAGGGGGUCGACUUAAGGUAGUUUUGACCCGUUUAUUUUUUUGUCAGGUAUGUGUUAAUGAGUGUGGGCGGCUGCUACACGGACUUUCAUAUCGAUUUUGGCGGAACAUCUGUAUGGUACCACAUUAUGAGGGGCAAGAAGGUGAGGUUUUUUAACUCCUUUACUGGAAAUUCGCCAUUACAGCAUUGUCCGAAGAAAGUGAUGCCUCUCGUUUGGCUUACAUUUGAAUAGUACACCCCCCCCCCCCCCCCCCCCCCCCCCCCCCCCCCCCCUUUUUUUUCUUUUUUUUUCCUGCCUCAGCUCCUUGUUCUCCUUGCCCCCCACGCCUCCCUGGUCUCCUUUCCCUUUGUGACGCGUUUAUUGAGCUGUGAUCGGCGUCGUUUUUCUUUCUUAUAUAUUCCCCCCCCCCCCCCCCUCCCCCCGCUUCCGCCGUUUACUCAUUUUUUAUGGCAUUACGUAGCAGGCCUAGGCUCAAUUUUCGCCGUACGCCAGAGUCCGGUCUUUGUUCCUUAUCGAGAGAGCUUCUUUCAAAGGGAUGAGUGCGGGUUCUUUUUCCCGAACAAUAGAGCUGCGAGCAAACUCUCUAUUUGGGGUAUACCGUGAAAAGUACACGCGCACGCACGCUCGCGUGGCUCGCGCAGGCUACCCGAACAGCCGCUGGUAAUCAAUGAAAAGGAGUCGUCAUAGAUCUAAGAAAUAAGGUCAAAAUGUUCGACUGAUUUCACUGCAACGGUUUUGGACAUUCAUAAAGUGCAGUAAAUGAAGGGUCAUGCAGUCUUUUCUAUGCAACGAAACAGACUUUAGAUCCAUUAUUACAAACGAGAUGGAUUCUACUCUCGUCUUGUUUAUUUACCCCCUUCACUUAUAAGUAGGUUUUCUGGGAGCUCAACACUUUUGUUCGAUAAAAACAAAUCCUUGAUAGCAACAUGAUAAAAAAAAGUCGUGCUGAAAUAUUUGAGGCCAUAAUAUUGGUUUCAAUAUCAUCCGGUUUUGAAGUGGUAUGUUUGUAAAGAAACAAGGUCAUAUUUCCUUUCCUGGGUCAUUUUUCCUUUCCCCCAUUUUUAGGGGAAGAAAGUUAUUAAGCCCCCCUUCCACUUCCUCUUAUUAGGAGGGACCUUAAUUAAUCACGACAAUAAUUCGUGUGGACUGAACCGGUAUGGUUUAUUCACGUACUGCCAGUUCGGGUUUGCUUUCGAUCUUCAGCUACAUGACCUCUAACCUCAUCUACCUGAGCUUUUCCACUUUACGUUCUAGUUUUUUAUGGAGAAUUGAUAACGUCAUAUUCACUAAUUUAGGUAAGCCCCUCGCUUUUCUCAAAUAACUCCCGGGGAGCUUUAUAGAGGAUUUACGGUAAUGCAACUUGUGUGAAAUUCAUAUUGUGGGUGUUCUGUAGGUUUUUUGGCUUAUUCCACCCACGGAAAAGAAUGUUCAUUUGUAUGAGCAGUGGGUGUUAUCUGGAAAACAACAAAACGUUUUUUUUGGCGACCAAGUUGAGAAAUGUUGUCGCGCUUACUUGGAAACAGGAGAUACCUUCUUAAUUCCUACAGGUAAGAGGCAAUAUAAGUUUUAACACUUUUCCAUGUUGUCAAUAAAUGAAUUAUACUUUUUAAGCCCCCGUUCAUAUCAAACUUCCGCGAUAACUACAAUAUAUAAUCAUUUAAGGCCUAGGCCAAACGUCGAACUUUUCAUGAAACGAACCAAACUUAGUGAGUUAAAUUCAACGCGUCUUAAGUUCGACGUCUGACCCAACAGACGAUCCUAACUUAAUUUAGGUCGACCCAAAUUAUUAGAGUUUGGCUCGCCUCAUGAAAAGUUCGACGUCUGGCCUAGGCUUAAGUGAACAUGCUUCCAUUAAAAGAAAAAAACGUAAUUUACGAUUCAAACGUUAACCCUUUGUGACCAUUUUUAUGCUUUUCAACCGCUCGGUUGCCUUUUACAGUUUUUGUAGAAACGAACUCUUUUACCGUUCUUUUUUUUCUCCGUUUUUUUUUUCUUGCACAUUUUUGAGUUGGUGUUUUUGUGUAAUGCAUUGUUUUGUUUUGUUUUUUUUUUGGUCAAGUCUUCUUCGAUAAACGAGUAAGGCUUUUUCUAUCAUCAAGGAAUGAAAAAGGAAGUUUAUUCCAAAAAUAGGAAGCGUAAACUCAUUGAAAGGCUCGUUCAUUCUUCCAACGUUUUUUACGUUCUGUGGACAACGUUGGAGCUUAAACCUCAGCCAUAUGUUAUCAAACUUACAGAUACUCGUUUAACAUUCCCUCCGUUUUUACUGAUUUACUUAAGGAAGUAACUGACCACUCUCUUCCAAUUUCAGUUAAGUUUAUUAUUUUCGUGGCCUUAUCCACAUUGUAGUUUGCAAUAUAGUUUUUGUUGUUGUGCGUUUUAUGCAGCGUAGUCCCUUAGCGUUCUCUCUUGCCCUGUUGUCCGCGCGAAGCCAGGGAAAGGGUGCAAGUGUCUCUCGGUGACGUCACAACUGACGGUAGAGUCCAGGAUCAACCUACGGAGCCGAUAACGCCUAUUUGCCACUAGCACAUCUCCCAUAAUGCACCUUUUUUGCCCUCCAAAAUUUUGCAUAACCUUUGUUUUUCCUUUCUCCUGAGUAUUACAGCUGUCCCAAGAGAAAUUGAAAACAGUGCUUAUGCAGCAUUUUGGGGGACAAAUAAGGUGCAUUAUGGGAGAUGUGCAAAUGGCGUAUGGACUAGGCUGCAAGUUAUGCAUUGCAGAGUGAAUCUUGUAUUUUGCAUGUCAUGCAUUACCAUUUUAUUGGUUAUUCGUGUUGUGCAGGGUGGAUCCAUGCGGUUUUUACUCCAGAAGACUCGCUGGUAUUUGGUGGCAAUUUCAUUCACAGCUUUAACAUCCCAGGACAAAUUAAGAUCAGCGAGAUCGAAGACAGUACGAAGGUAACUUGUGAGGUUGACUACAGAGUUAUCUUCUAGCAGUGUUGUUGUUCAGACAACAAUAACAUAUACUACUACUAUCUUUAUUUAAUUCUCGCUUCUCGCGCAUUCGCCUUAAUUCGCAAAAAGACUUGUUCCACAUAAUUUACAUAUUUGUACGAGACAAAAAUAGAAUGUAAGGCUACCAUCUCUCUGGUAAGUGACUUGCGUUAGACUUAGCUCUCCCCUUGGAAAAUUGACGUGGAGAAUAGACAAGAGGAGUGGUAGCGUCACAGACACUACGUUUGUGAAAUUAUGGGAUCGGUUGGCGUUUCCAGAAAGAACAAGAUGAAACAUGUUCACUUGCUCAAAAUCAGCCUGUUGGUGCAGAUUGGCGGGGAGAUAAUAGGCAACGUCAUGCUCCGGUGACGCCAUAUAAAUCUUUCUAAAAUAGGCCUGGGGCCCGUUUCUCGAAAGUCCCGAUAAUUAACGGGCCUGGAGCCCGUUUCUCGAAAGUCCCGGUAACUUUACGGGCCCGAAAUCAAAUAUUCAAAUCGAAAUAUAAAGAAUAAGAGAGCGGGUCCUGGCUAGCAAAAUACUCCAUUUUGUUUCAUUAACUGACAGUUUUAUCAUGUUAGAUGCAAAACUAUUGAAACCUCGAUCUUUAAUGUAAACGGAGACAGCUUACCGGGCCCGUUAAUUAUCGGGACUUUCGAGAAACGGGCUCCAGGAGCCCGUUUCUCGAAAGUCUCGGUAACUUUUCGGGCGCGAAAUCAAAUAUUCAAAUCCAAAUAUAAAAAAUAAGAGUGCGGGUCCUGGCAAGCAAAAUACUCCAUUUUGUUUCAUUAACUGAUAGUUUUAUCAUGUUAGAUGCAAAACUAUUGAAACCUCGAUAUUUAAUGUAAACGGCAACAGCUUAACGGGCCCGUUAAUCAUCGGGACUUUCUUGGGCCCGUUUCUCGAAAGUCCCGGUGACUUAACUGGCCCGGAAUCAUAUUUUUAAAUCAAAGUCUCAAGAAAAGUAGGGUGUGUUCUGACCUCUAAUGAAGUCCAUUUUGUUUCGUUAACUAAUAACUCUACUGUAUAAUUUUCAAAACUUUUAAAACUCCCUUCUAAAAUGGAAAAGAAAACAGCUUAACGUGCCCAGUAAUUACCGGGAGCUUCGAGAAACGGGCCCCUGGUUAGCUGUCUCCGUUUACAUUAAAGAUCGAGGUUUCAAUAGUUUUGCAUCUAGCAUGAUAAAACUAUCAGUUAGUGAAACAAAAUGGAGUAGUUUGCUAGCCAGUACCCGCGCUCUUAUUCUCUAUAUUUCGAUGUGAAUAUUUGAUUUCGGGCCCGAAAAGUUACCGGGACUUUCGAGAAACGGGCCCCUGGAUCGUUAACGCUUCUGUCCAAGCCAAUUUUAGAAGAUUUGUAUGGAGUCAUCAGAGCAACCCGGUGCUUAUAUCUCCUCACCGGUUUGUACUAACAGUCUGAUUUUAAGCAAGGGACUUUUUUCAUCUUAUUCUUUCUGGUCAUUUUGGUGGGUUUUCACGAGAAGCCUGGUGGCAAAUUUCUCUAAUGAGUGAAGUAGAACUGGAAGUCAAACGGCAAAAAAAAAGCAUUUAAACCAAGCAACUUUAAGUUAGUUUUGGAAAGCCGAACUUCUAAUUCUGAACCAUUUUGCUUUUUUCACCAGGUUCCCCUGAAGUUUCGAUAUCCAUUCUUGCCGCAAAUUAUGUGGUAUGCCGCUGACAAGUAUGUUCGGCUUUUGGAGCGAGACAUAAAAGAACGAGGUCUAAUCGAGACACCGAAAAAAGACUCAAGAAAACAGGGUGCAGAAAAUCCCAAGAAAAAAGAAACACUUGGUGUUAAAAGACCAGUCAAAACUGAGAGCGAAGAAAAGAGCGAAGAAACCAGUUCUCCUGCGAAGAAAGAUGCUGCUGGAGAAGACGCAACGGGGACGCCGAGCCGCCGAAGAUCAAGCCGAGUGGCGAAGAACGAGGAGAUCGCCCGCCAAGCACAGGAGAACAAAGAAAAAGAAAAGGCAGUAGUACAGAAAGAGGAGGAGAGUGAAGGAGAUAACAGAAAAAAGAGAACUCCUAAAAAAGCAAAGCAUAGCGAAGAAAUAAACGGACAACACCCCGAAGAAAAUGAUGAGAAUGAGAAUUCACCUGAAGUGAAAGAGGAGGAGAAGACUGCGUGGUCUGCUGUCUACCUUACCCGGUUUGAAAUGGAUGGGUUAUAUAAGCUAAUGCAGAAACUAAGAACAUGGCCUCUGGCUAAAAAGAACGUUCCGGAAAAGGUGCAAGAUCCUGAUAAAAUAUUGGAGAGACUGGAGGUUUGUGUCACGUGAGCCUCCCCCUUUAUUAAAUUAAGCUUGAUUCGAUGAGAUCGUAUAAUCUCUUCCCAUAACCCUACGGCCCCAAUGUAGACAAUCGUCAAUCCUUUGGCCCAGCACAACAGAACAAUCAGUAGGUGUAAAAGAAUGUUCUAUUUACUGGCUUUGCUGAAGUAUUGGCUGUUUGCUCUUUUUGUCCUCGUGUGAAGGGCCCUCUCCGGCUUAGAGAGAGAGGACGCUCUGGGGGCGAGAAUGCACCCUUUAUGGCACGUUAUGAAUCCGCGUAUGACCCGUUUCACUGACGUUCGAUCCCUCCAAACUCAAUUUUUUUAGAUAAAGAACGUCUGGGUACGAGUCAAGGCUCUUUUUAGUAGCUUUACAUGCCAAUGUUUCUUCACUGUGCUUCAAGAAAACGGGCAGUUCAUUUUGCUCAAAAAUUAAAGCAACGAAAGAAUGAAUAAUAAUUCUAAUAACAGUAUAAAAAAAUCGACUUGUAUUACGAGAGUUAAACGUGGCAGUCUCCCUGCUGUGAAACUUCCCGAUCGAAUCGGUAUUCUAUAAUUCUGGUUUCGGUGGAGGGAGUAUUUCCAGGGAGCAAAAACAAGUUCAACUCCCAAGUAGACCUUGUCCCAUCAAGAAAUACGUGGCAGGUGUUUGCUACAGCAAGGAAAAGAGAAAAAUUGGCGCGAUAGAACUCGAAGGACUCCCUCGCGCACCCCAUUUUGCCCUUUCCUCGUCCCUUUCGAAUGCCUGCAACCAAGGCUAACUCCCACUAUAAUCCUAGAGAUAAGCCAUACUGUUCCCCAAGCCAGAAGUCCAGGUUAUUAUCACAUAUUUUCAUGGUUAAAACCUAGACUACGGGGAAUUCCUCAAUUUCCUCGCGGAUAGUAGAGCGAGCGACAUACACGAGCGGGCGUGAAAAGCAGUUACCCGCGGAAAGGAGGGUCCCCUUUCUUCCGCGUGACGUCUCUCUCCGCUGGUGACGAUUUUCACGCACGCUAGCAUGUGUCGCUCGUUCUGAUAACCCAGCGGGCGUAACGGUAACUCGUAGUCUGUUUAUCAUCAGAAGUCACUAAGCUUCUAAAACCCGCUCCCCCCUCCCCCCCCCCCCCAAAAAAAAAAAAAAAAAAAGGCAAAAGCACACAAAAAAAAAUUUAUUAUCAAAAAGACUGACAUCAGGGGCCUUAUCUUUUUUUUUUUUAAUCCCGCGAAAAACAAGAGUCUUCUUGUGUUUCAAUUAUUACAGCUGGGAGCGAAAAAGUGUCUCCCCGGGAAGGGGGGGCCCCCUUUCUCCCCCGGCCCCUCCCCCCCCGCGUGUGCAGAUUUCCCCCCCCCCAACCCUGGGCCCCCCUUUUCAAAACCCCAGGGGGGGAAACGGUAACCCUAUGUUUUUUUUUAUCAAAAACCACACAAGCUUUUAAAACCCCCCCCCCCCCCCCCCCCCCCCCCAAAAAAAAAAAAACGAAUUUGGAUAACUGCAGAGACAAAAAGUUUUUUGCGCAACAGGGCGUUAAUCGCUGCUAUUGUAUUCUUUGUGUUAACGCCCGGAAAAAAAUAUGUCCUCUUUCACUUGGAUACGGACCUCCUUAAAAAUCGGCCUGGACUGUGUGCAUUUUUACACCAGUUUUGUGUUGCUCACUCAGGAGUUGCUUGUCCUCCACCGAGAUGACGAUCCAGCUCUAGCAGCCUCGGGUAUUCAGUAUCUGCUACAAAUUGACCAACCUCAGGUAACGUAAUAUUCCUCGCAGCUGAACUGUCACGCAAUAUCUUUAAUUGCUAUGAACAAUUCUAUGUACCGAGGGUUGAGCACAUAGCGUGAAAACGCUAACAAACCAGUGGGCCUCCUGACGUGACCAAAACGAUAAAAUAUAUGCAGUGAAAAUGACCUUACAAUAUAUGAUUUAAGAAAAUUGCUAAAAAGUAGAAAAAUCACAUUGAACAUGCAUUACAGAAUACAACGAUUUAAAAACUGAAGAGUUCUAAGGUACUUUUCCAAGCCUUGUUAGCAAGCUCGAGUAGACAUGUAAGAUAAAAUUCGAAUCCCUCCAGUUAUUCCACUACAAUGAACGAAGGGCAAAUCACUUUCUUAACUGCCCAGCCGAACAGUUCAUUUGGAAAAGAAAUGUGCUUUCUCGAAGGUUUUCGCUAAAAACUCAUCACUGCCGUGCAUACUAUUUAGAAAUUGAAAUUAGAGGUUCUAAAGAGCUGCAUACUAUCCGAUCGACUUAUGUGACUUGGCAGUCCUGAGUAAUAGUGAAAUUCGCAAUACGAAUGAACUGGUCUGACUGGCUAGUUCUGAGCAAUGUAAAUGCCCUAAGACUCUUAAUAGCUCUCAAAACAAGAGUACAGCAACACAGUCCCGUGUUUUCUUGCGCUUUUAUUGGAUAACUAAGAAGGGUUCAUGGUAUUUACUUGCUUUUUUCUCUACAGAAAAAGUCGGUGAUGAAAAAGCACGUAUCCAGAGGACCAAUGAUUGGUACAAAGGUCGGCCCAGGAAUAAGACGUCGACGCACUCGAUGUGGGCAGUGCGAGAAUUGCCAGCGAGAGGACUGUGGCGAGUGCAAAACUUGUAAAGAUAUGAAGAAGUUUGGAGGACCAGGAAGAAUGAAACAAUCCUGUCAACUGCGAGUUUGUACUGAUGUACGAUCAACUGUUAUUUGGCUAUAAUACGGGAGUAAAUAGAGAUAGGAUUGAGGCUUCAAAGGAGGCAGAUUACCUCUUAGUUUGUUAACACCUUUGUGGCCAUUUCGGGUGCCCUUUUGUGGCCCUUUUUCUCUUAAGAUUAUCAAACAUCGGAAUUUGGGAAACAAUCGAAUUUUUGUUUUGUCAAAUAUUGUAAACUGACGAAUGGCACCAUAUAAACGGACAGAUGAAGAGGUUUUUAUUGAAUGAUCCCUUAAGAGGAUUUCCUCCCCAGACUUAGACUUCCUAAACCUGUCUCCAUGAGUGGAAGAUGCUGCAUUUUGGACGGUUUAUUUCAGAAAGGAAGUUGAAAAUAUUCAUCACUGCUGCCAUUAUACUCCCGUAGAAGUCUUUCGAUUCACUCUCAGUCAAUUCGGAGACGGGUAAUGUAGAUUGAAUUUGGAGCCUAGACGGAAUCCCCUGGGGUUUUGGUGGUACGGUCAAACCCCGCUAAGCCAUAGUGUCCGUAUUAACGGAAUGUACUAUUAAGCGGAUUGAAUUUAGAGGAAAUGUAGGAGAUUUUUUUUCCCCAGGGACAAAUCAAACUGUCCGUGAUAAUGAGGUGUCCGUAAAGCGGGGUUCGGCUGUACUUUGAACGGAAUUAUUUGCAGACGGGAAUUUAGGAUUUUUGUUUAAUUUCAGUUUCUUGCUCGUUAAGGGUGAAAAGUUUAUAGAGUCAGUUAUUUGUUAUUUCAUUACAGCCCAACUUGCCAACCUGUGUGCGCUGUUUGGUAUGCAAAGAAGUGAACAAAGAAGAGCACCCGUUAAUGGAGUGUAGGCUCUGUGGUGAGAUUGUUCAUCCAUCCUGUCUGGGUGACACCAAGGGGCGCUGUAAAAUGGUUACAGAGAUUAACAACUGUUGGGAGUGCCCCAAGUGCUGUAAGGACUCAUCUGUAAGUGUGUGUUACAAGAGUUAUUCACUAAGUUAAUAUUUGCGGGAUCGUCUUAUCGACUAGACUUUAGACUACGAAAGGUCGAUUGUUUUUCCCGAAAGAUAGUAAAUAAGCAAAACACACGAGAGCGCGGGGUAUCCAUUCCCCUUCCCGGCGCCACCCCCCGCGCGAGGAGAACUAGUGAAAAGAGAACUGGUUAAGGAAAAAUAGAGCCAGUCAGAAUUAUGCGUUGCAUGUACAGCGCAUAAUUCUACUAAUGAACAAACUUUGCCCGUACUGUGUUAUUUGUUUUCUUCCCCUUUUCGUUUCUCCACGCGGGAGGCUUAUGGUUGCCUUGGAAAGUGGGGCGAGGUCCAGUCACAGAACAUAGCGAUGAUUUGGCGCUCAAAUGAAAACUGCUAAUUUUUACCACACAAUGCAUAAGGUAAAACAGAGGCUGAACACUUAAAAAACAGCGUUUUGGAAAUAUUUUUAGCUCUUACUCACGCAAAAGUACUGCACCCUAUUUUCAAAUUAAAACGAGGAACACGCAACUUUUUCUGACCUUCUUAUACUAUUUUCUCUCUCUAGGCUUCGUCUGUCGGGGAUCUACAACUCUCACCUGCGAAGAAACGAAAGGUAAUAACAAGCCCACUGCGAAAGACGCAAGGGCAGCUAAUCGGGACAAAAUAUCCACGGGCGAAAUCAUUCUCAGCAAAGUUUGCGAGAAGAAUGGUAAAACUUCUGGGUACUUCCUGUCACCAAACCAGUUUCAGAAGCAUUUGAAUUCCCGGCUUCUGAUUGGCCAGGAAAUGAAUCAUAAGCAGGGGAGGAUCCAAUAGCCUGCUAGCAAACGCGUCUCCUUUCGCGUGCUGCUUUAAGAGCUUGCUCGUGGGCUAGGGAUCCAAACGCUUAAGUGUCCAGCUGCUCUGCAGUUCCUCCUGCAGCACUUUUCGUCCUUAACAAUCCCCUCCCAGUCAGCUGCGCCAGGGUUCCUUGCUUUGUUCGCUUCUCUUGUGGUUUUGUUUUCUGUUUUUUGUAUUUGACUUUACGAGAUUAGUGUUAGGAUUUUAAAUAACUCAGAAAUGCUUUCGUCUCAUCAGUUACAUUUUCUCUUACCAUAGGCAAGUCCCUCUAAAGAUUCUUCAAAAAAGGUAUGUCACUGGUUUUUAUUCUUUUCUUAACGGUGAACUACAACUAGAAAUAUACGUCGAAUUAACUGAGGAGUUUUCAGAAAGGUUGGAAGGCUGGCAAUUAUUUUACAUCCACUUCAUCUCAGAAAUUCUUCCGUUCUUUAAGAAAUGAACAAAAAGAUCACAUAACGUGCAGAAAGAUUGAUUUGUAGGCUUGUUUACGGAAGAUUGGGAAACAAGCGAGUCCACAGAAAAUGCGACGCGCGUGAAAUAUAUUCGUGAGAGGCGAUUUUUCUCGCGCCAAUUCUAUCGCUCGUUCUACUGCCUCAGAGCGAGUUCUCGUAAGUCUCCUCUCACUUUAUUGGUCAGGAGGAGAUUUUCAUUUCCGUUUGUUUCGUGGCUGUUUUAGAUUAAAAGAGGGCAUCAUAGUGGAAGUGAGAAACAGUCGGUAAGUGAUAAGUAGCAUUAAGUUGAACUGGCUCCAUAAUACAGACUGGCUGCUUUUAAAAAACAAAUACUAAAUUAAUUUAUUCUUGACCAGAUUUUAUGCUUUUCGAAAGACCAGAAGAGUAGUCAAGAGUGCAAAAGGAUUGUUGUUUAAUCGACUCGAGCGUAUCUCACGUGCAAUUUCAUGAUGCGAAUGUUGCAUAACCUCGUAUAAUACUUUUUAAGAGGAUCGCAGCCUCGUUCCCAGGAUCGUAUUGUCCACUCUCCCUCCAGGAGACGGAAAAAAGAGAGACACUGGGAACGAGGUUGAUAGGAUCGUUACCUGACGAUCUAAAAGGACAUGCGCUUGACGCUACAUGCAUAAUAAGACCUGUUUCCUAAAGUUCUCAUGGAUAUGUGUAUAAUUACAGCUACUUGUUAACAUCCUCGCAAGUAAGACUGAAUUACGAAAGAUUUGCUCGUACUAGUCUCUUUUACGUGGAAACGAGCCUCGAUAAAAGCGUUCUGAUUGAAAUCUUGAAUUUGUACGUCGCAUUUCAGAAAAACGAUGUUAGAGAUUUCUGACUCGUGAUAGUGUCGAGCAGUCUUGUAAAUGUCACUUAUUUUCCCAUACUGCUGUGAGACUUAUGUCUGGUCAUCUCUUAACGCAGAAGGGUUUGUGAACCUUUCUUCAAGACUUGAAUCACCAAUCAUCAAGUUAAAAGACAAAUGGACAGACCGAGCCAUUACAGCCCACGUCUGAUUAAAAGAAGUCAACUGACGCGCAAUUGCAGCUUGUUGCUUAGUACCCAGUGCAAAUUAAAUGCGUUAAUAAACCAUUUCCGAAAUACCCCGAUCCUUUGCUUAAAAAACGAAGAUAAGUGCGAGGUUUCUGUUAUAAAUACUUUAUUUUCAUGCAAAUAAACUCGUUUGUGUAUCUACGGUUUUGCACUUUUGAAUUGAGGAAUUUUGGAUUUUGCACUCGGAAGUAGCCGAUUGCUGUUUCUCAGCCUGCGUUGAUGGUGGUUUCGUUUGAGCGACGUAAAGAAGGAAGCUUCAUUGGCGUCGACGCCACGAAAACAAGGGGUGAAAUCGGGAGAAGAAUAAUGAAAGAAAGGAGAAACUUUCCCCCUCUUCAUAUCGCUCAUGGCUAUGUUCGCUAGCUGUUAAGUCAGUUAGCGAGGUCGGCGCUGUCGAUUUUGAAGCGACUGAAAUGCGACGUAUAAUCCAGUCUCCAUUUGAUCGUCGUGCUUUGAGUCAUCAAGUCACUCUCUGUGGUUUAAGUUUUGAGUCAGAGAGUGACUAUGGCACGUGUUAAGUUUUAUUUGUCAUGUUUCACUUAUCCAUGUCAUUCCCUACGCUGCAUUCACUUUUCCGGUGGCUGUUCGGCUUCCACGAGAAGAGGGACUGUACGUUUAUAGACGGCCUGAAUAACAAAGUCAACUAAAAACUCAUCUCCAAACUCAUUUUCCUAAUCGACAGGAUGACUGUGCUGCUAAACUUUCGCCUCAGAAAACUCUCGGGACAGCACCGCUAAGUAUGUGAUACAGUAGUCAGAUUUUCUGUGUAGUGAUUGUUNCCAUUACAGCCCACGUCUGAUUAAAAGAAGUCAACUGACGCGCAAUUGCAGCUUGUUGCUUAGUACCCAGUGCAAAUUAAAUGCGUUAAUAAACCAUUUCCGAAAUACCCCGAUCCUUUGCUUAAAAAACGAAGAUAAGUGCGAGGUUUCUGUUAUAAAUACUUUAUUUUCAUGCAAAUAAACUCGUUUGUGUAUCUACGGUUUUGCACUUUUGAAUUGAGGAAUUUUGGAUUUUGCACUCGGAAGUAGCCGAUUGCUGUUUCUCAGCCUGCGUUGAUGGUGGUUUCGUUUGAGCGACGUAAAGAAGGAAGCUUCAUUGGCGUCGACGCCACGAAAACAAGGGGUGAAAUCGGGAGAAGAAUAAUGAAAGAAAGGAGAAACUUUCCCCCUCUUCAUAUCGCUCAUGGCUAUGUUCGCUAGCUGUUAAGUCAGUUAGCGAGGUCGGCGCUGUCGAUUUUGAAGCGACUGAAAUGCGACGUAUAAUCCAGUCUCCAUUUGAUCGUCGUGCUUUGAGUCAUCAAGUCACUCUCUGUGGUUUAAGUUUUGAGUCAGAGAGUGACUAUGGCACGUGUUAAGUUUUAUUUGUCAUGUUUCACUUAUCCAUGUCAUUCCCUACGCUGCAUUCACUUUUCCGGUGGCUGUUCGGCUUCCACGAGAAGAGGGACUGUACGUUUAUAGACGGCCUGAAUAACAAAGUCAACUAAAAACUCAUCUCCAAACUCAUUUUCCUAAUCGACAGGAUGACUGUGCUGCUAAACUUUCGCCUCAGAAAACUCUCGGGACAGCACCGCUAAGUAUGUGAUACAGUAGUCAGAUUUUCUGUGUAGUGAUUGUUGUGACUGCACUAAGUGACAAAUUUGGAACUCAAGUUCGGCCAUUUCUGGGAUUAUGUGCCCAGCCGAGCCACCAUAAUGGCUACCUCUUCUCAGCGGCCGUACAUCACCAUAAGCAUAUUUUGUUCUACACUCCGCAGAGGCUCCAGUCAUUCAGCCAAAAAAAAGAAUAACAAGCGAGAUCGAAUAUUCAAAACAGGCGCGCGCGGGCGCGGACCUCGAAGAGCGAAUUCGCUACUUAGCUUUAGAGACGAGAAGGACACUGGGCCGAGUUAACUUUCGCAAAGACUUCUGGGACUGUUACUUGGGACAGGGAAAAAAUUGACCAAUAGCUGACCGGCGGGUUCCCAGUAACUAUCCCAGAAACAAUUGCGGGACAUAUUUCAGUUCCAGUUCCCUUCUCGUUCUAAAGUGGCGAAUGAAAAAGAGAGUCUGGAAAUUGCUCCCCCCAGAGUUCCUUGCGCUAGCAGUAAAGGGGCCUCUGCGAAGGAAGGGACUAUUUGCACUUCACCAAGCACUAGAUCAGUUGCUUUGUCACGGACAUUCUUAACCCCUUCACUGCAAGUUUUUCCUGCCACGGUAGUCCACUCAAAAACAUCGCACAACUAGUAUUCAGCUGUCAGAGUGGUUACGGUAAAGGAAUUCUUUGACAGACUUUCGAAUUGGGUUUCAAGUCGUGUGGUUGAAAUGGUCAAUUUGAUAACCGAAAAGUCGUCAUAAAGUAAUUUUAGGGAUCCUUCAUAAUGAGAAAUGAAUGUCUAUGCGUUGGGGACUGGAGCAAGAGUACGUACAAAGAGCGUGGUCACUUGUUGCAACCAGUCGAGAGUCAGCAUUUCGCAUACCCAAGAUCUACGAAGUCUUAUCUGAAAACUCGACUAGUUUUUUACCGUCUUAUGAACAUUUUUCCAACAGCUGAAGUUGUUCUGUUGCCUCCCCUGACGCCGUUGUCCGAAACGGCUUAAAAUGAACGGUUUCGAACAUUUCCACGCGUGUACUCUAGGCCCUGCAAUAGCCAUAGUACUUUCAAUCCUAUUACCGACCGAGACCGACAUUCAGGGAAAAACGUAGACGAGAAAGGAGCAGUUACAUGUAAGAGCUUAAGUGUGAAUGGUUACACUUGAGAUUGUUAUUUAUGAAAGCGGUUUCACGAAGGCAGUGAAGGGGUUCUCAUUCAUAAGCACAUUGUGAAAAACACAUACAACCAUUAAAAAUAGUAACAUUAAUGAUAAAGACAACGACGACAACGUGCUGAUUAUAAUGGUAAUGAUGGCAAGUGUGAUAGUGAUAACACUAAUAAUAAUAAUAAUAAUAAUAAUAAUAACAAUAAUAAAUUUUAUUCAAACAUAAUUUACAGAAAUAUUUGAAGUAAGAAUUAAGCACUAUAUAACAUUAAGAAUUAUAUAAAUCAUAAAAAUACAAUCACUGUGUCAAUAAUGAUUUCCCAAAUACAUUCCUUGCGGCUCAGAUGCGAUCAAUAACUCUUGCAGGCAAGCCAGAGUUUUAAAUUAAGUCAUUACAAAAGAGCAUUAUCCGCCUCUGAUAUUAAAAAGAAACAAGCUAAAAAGAAUAAAAUCUCGUAUUCCUAAACGGUCCUAAUUCUAUAAAAAGUUCUUAAAAAAAAUAAAAAAAUAUAUAUAUAGUAAUAAUAAUAAUAAUAAUAAUAAUAAUAAUAAUAAUAAUAAUAAUAGUAAUAGUAAUAAUAAUAAUAAUAACGAUGGUAGUAGUUCUAAAAUAGUAUUAGUUGUGAUAACAAUAAUGGUAAAAUUAUAAUGACAAUUAAUAACGAUUAUUUGACAAUAUUUUUGUAUUUCUUGCAGAGGAGCAAAAUGGACAGCAGCGAGUCCUCAGAAGAAGAAAGUGAUCCAGAAUCUAUUGCUACUGAUGAUGAUGAGAAUGAGGAGGAGGUUACUCCUCCAUCUAAGCGCCGCCCUGUUGUAGUGCCUAAACUCCCUGUUGGUCCCCCGCCGGAAGUGAAACCCAAGCGCGUGGUUCGUCCGUGCCCGAUUUCUCCUCCGCCUCAGUCUUUUAUGUUAGUAAAUGACCAAAAUCAUGUAAUGGGCCGUCAGCUUUGGCUUGAAGUGUUCAGCUUUCUCUCGCAACCUGAGUUGUGCGUGUGCAUGCGCGUAUGUCGUACAUGGAACCGCUGGUGCAUGGAUCGACGGCUCUGGUCAGUUAUUGACCUAUCAGAGAAAAAAGUCGUCAGCGCUGCUGCUCUCAAGGGAAUUGUUCGACGUCAGCCGACCACGCUGAACCUUAGCUGGACAAACGUUACAUUUCAACAACUGAAGUGGCUGCUGAACCGCCUGCCGAGAAUCCGGGAGCUUUAUCUAAGUGGCACGACAGAAGCCACAGUUUAUGCUCUCUCGUCUGUUGUCUGCCCUCGGCUCAAAGUCCUUGGACUAAGCUGGUCCGUGGGAAUCACUGACUCGUUGUUGAAGGAAAUCAUCUUGCCUGUUUCUGACUCCCGCGCAGGUUCUGUGGAGAGCAAAAGCUCGUUUUACAGGCUAACUACUUUAUUUCUUUCCGGAUGUGACGUGACCGGGUCGUCUCUACGUCUUUUGGUUCAGCAUUGCCCGGAUUUGCGCAAGCUCGAUUUGAGCCUCUGCCCUGGAAUAACUGAUCAAGAUAUUGAAAGUGUCUGUGGCCAGGCUUUGAUCAAUGAGUUCCUUCUUAGUGGUUGUGCCAGUCUCACUGAUAAAUGUUUGUCUUUUUUGAAGCUUUUCCCUUCCAUUGCACGCCUUGACCUUCGUUCCUGCACUGGCGUUUCGACUGAUGCUCUGCAAGAAUUUGUUAAAAACUCCAAGGAUGACCUCAAAAUAAUGGAUAAAAAGCUUAUUGUAAUUAAGUAACUUUAGCUGUUAGGCCAGCCAAUUUCUCUUACAGUAUAGACUAUCAAAACAAAUAGUUUUACUUCGUUUACCUAUCCAACACUCCUUCUCUAACUCUCCUACGUCUGUCAUUGUUUCUACUCCCCUCGUUUAGUUAAGUAUUAUUGUUUUUUGAUUUUCAACCGCUUUACUCGUACAAGAGAGAAUGCCUUCUUUCUGUUAAGAAUGCUUUAAAGCACAAUCCUAAAGACAACCAACAUGUCAUGUGAAAAACUUGGAAAAAAAAAAGAUUGAACCAUGUUUAAAUGAUCUUAAUUUCUAAUGGAGUUUUUUUAUGACCACACUGUACAGUUUUUCCACUGAUGGGAGAUGAGAUGUUCUAAUUACAGUACAUUUUAUGCUGCCUUGAUACCAGUUCCGGAUUUGCCAUUUCAUUUUCAGUAACAGCUGAAAUACGACUUUUCGUUAGUGGUUAGUCAUUUCAAAGGCUGAUAGAUUCACGGCCUCAUCAUUUCUCCUACUCCACGCUUCAACAAACUUAGUUUUGCUGAUUCACGACAUUCUUCUUCAUAAACGCCCAAACGUUUGGCCAAAUACGAAAAUUUCAUACCAAUACCUAUGCGUUUAUAUGCAAUCCGCCAAAUUACGUGCACUUCAGGCAUGAUAAAUUGAAACAUAUCAAUGAUUCCAAACGACUAUGGCCGAAUUAGUAAGGUGCUAUGGACCUCGCGUAGGUUCGGUGUGGCUGCAAAACAUUUACGGCCAAGUUGUGACCAGUUGCAUGUUUAGACAGUCUCUUUUCACAUUUUGUCUCAUAGUUACAGCAUAGGUACGGUUUCAGUGACAUCGAAACCUUAUACAACUGGCCUUACACUUACAUUUGAUCUGUAGGCUGGGCUAAUGCAAGAAAAAAAAAUGAAAUCUAAGUUUUCGUUACUUUAGAAUGGUAUACCAUCUUUGUUAUAUUCAAUCAUUCAUUGUCCCGCUUCUCCAUGUGAAUUGUUUUUACUCUGACAUCUCAUUAGACGUUAGUAUCCACAUAUUUGGAGGUCAGAACCACCUUUUAUAGUGGAACGUAAUCAAUCCUUCGAGAAACUACACUACACGGUUUGUUGUGACUGCACUAAGUGACAAAUUUGGAACUCAAGUUCGGCCAUUUCUGGGAUUAUGUGCCCAGCCGAGCCACCAUAAUGGCUACCUCUUCUCAGCGGCCGUACAUCACCAUAAGCAUAUUUUGUUCGACACUCCGCAGAGGCUCCAGUCAUUCAGCCAGAAAAAAGAAUAAUAAGCGAGAUCGAAUAUUCAAAGCAGGCGCGCGCGCGCCGGCGCGGACCGCGGAGAGCGAAUUCGCUACUUUGCUUUAGAAACGAGAAGGAAACUGGGCCAAGUUAACUUUCGCAAAGACUUCUGGGACUGUUACUUGGGACAGAGAAAAAUUUGACUAAUAGCUGACCGGGGCGUCCCCAGUAACCAUCCCAGAAACAUUUGCGGGACAUAUUUCAGCUCCAGUUCCCUUCUCGUUUCUAAAGUGGCGAAUGGAAAUGAGAGUCUGGAAACCUCUCCUCCCAGCGUUCCUUUCGCUAGCAGUAAAGGGGCCUCUGCGAAGGAGAGGGCUAUUUGCACUUCACCAAGCACUAGAUCAGUUGCUUUGACACGGGCUAUUCUUAACCCCUUCACUGCAAGUUUUUCCUGCCACGGUAGUCCACUCAAAAACAUCGCACAACUAGUGUUCAGCGGUCAGAGUGGUUACGGUAAAGGAAUUCGUUUACAGACUUUCGAUUUGGAUUUCAAGUCGUGUGGUUGAAAUGGUCAACUUGAUGACUGAAAAGCCGUCAUAAGGUAAUCGUAGCGUAGCCUUCAAGGCAGGUCACAUUCUCGAGCGAAUCCUUCAUAAAGAGAAUGAAUGUCUAUGCGUAAGGGACUGGAGCAAUAGUACGUACAAAGAGCGUGGUCACUUAUUGCAACCAGUCGAAAGUCAGCAUUUUGCAUACCCCAGAUCUACGAAGUCUUAUCUGCAAACUCGACUAGUUUUUUACCGUCUUAUGAACAUUUUUCUAACAGCUGAAGUUGUUCUGUUUCCUCCCCUGACCCCGUUGUCCGAAACGGCUUGGAAUGAACGGUUUCGAACAUUUCCACGCGUGUACUCUUGGCCCUGCGAUAGCCACAGUGCUUUCAAUCCUAAUACCGACCGAGACCGACAUUCAAGAAAAAACGUAGACGAGAAAGGACCAGUUACAUCUAAGAGCUUAAGAGCUCUUAGGAGCAGUUACAGCUAAGAACUGAAGAGCUUAAGUGUGAAUGGUUACACUUGAGAUUGUUAUUUAUGAAAGCGGUUUCACGGUGGCAGUGAAGGGGUUCCCACUCAUAAGCUCAUUGUGAAAAACACGUAUAACCAUUUAAAAUAGUAACAUUAAUAAUGUAGACAACGACAGAACAGUGCUAAUUAUAAUGGUAAUGAUGGCAAUUGUGAUAGUGAUAACACUUAUAAUAAUAAUAAUAAUAAUAAUAAUAAUAAUAAUAAUAAUAAUAAUAAUAAUAAUAAUAAUAAUAAUAAUAAUAAUAAAUUAUAUUCAACUUUAAAAAUAUGUACAUAAUUUGCAGAAAUAUUUGAAGUAAGAAUUAAGCACUGUACAACAUUAAGAAUUAUAUAAAUCAUAAAAAUACAAUCACUGUGUUAAUAACGAUUUUCCAAAUACAUUCCUUGCGGCUCAGAUGGGAUCAAUAACUCUUGCAGGCAAGCCAGAGUUUUAAAUUAAGUCAUUACAAAAAGAAUUAUCCGUCUCUGAUAUUAAAAAGAAACAAGUUAAAAAGAAUAAAAUCUCGUAUUCCUAAAUUCCUAAUUCUUUAAAAAGUUCUUAAAAAAAUAAAAAUAUAUAUAAUAAUAAUAACAACAACGAUGGUAGUAAUUCUAAAAUAGUAUUAGUUGUGAUAACAAUAAUGGUAAAGUCAUAACGACAAUUAAUAAUGAUUAUUUGACAAUAUUUUUGUGUUUCUUGCAGAGGAGCAAAAUGGACAGCAGCGAGUCCUCAGAAGAAGAAAGUGAUCCAGAAUCUAUUGCUGCUGAUGAUGAUGAGAAUGAUGAGGAGGUUACUCCCCCAUCUAAGCGCCGCCCUGUUGUAGUGCCCAAACUCCCUGUUGGUCCCCCGCCGGAAGUGAAACCCAAGCGCGUGGUUCGUCCGUGCCCUAUUUCUCCUCCACCUCAGUCUUUUAUGUUAGUAAAUGACCAAAAUCAUGUGAUGGACCGUCAGCUUUGGCUUGAAGUGUUCAGCUUUCUCUCGCAACCUGAGUUGUGCGUGUGCAUGCGCGUAUGUCGUACAUGGAACCGCUGGUGCAUGGAUCGACGGCUCUGGUCAGUUAUUGACCUAUCAGAGAAAAAAGUCGUCAGCGCUGCUGCUCUCAAGGGAAUUGUUCGACGUCAGCCGACCACGCUGAACCUUAGCUGGACAAACGUUACAUUUCAACAACUGAAGUGGCUGCUGAACCGCCUGCCGAGAAUCCGGGAGCUUUAUCUAAGUGGCACGACAGAAGCCACAGUUUAUGCUCUCUCGUCUGUUGUCUGCCCUCGGCUCAAAGUCCUUGGACUAAGCUGGUCCGUGGGAAUCACUGACUCGUUGUUGAAGGAAAUCAUCUUGCCUGUUUCUGACUCCCGCGCAGGUUCCGUGGAGAGCAAAAGCUCGUUUUACAGGCUAACUACUUUAUUUCUUUCCGGAUGUGACGUGACCGGCUCGUCUCUACGUCUUUUGGUUCAGCAUUGCCCGGAUUUGCGCAAGCUUGAUUUAAGCCUCUGCCCUGGAAUAACUGAUCAAGACAUUGAAAGUGUCUGUGGCCAGGCUUUGAUCAAUGAGUUCCUUCUUAGUGGUUGUGCAAGUCUCACUGAUAAAUGUUUGUCUUUUUUGAAGCUUUUUCCUUCCAUUGCACGCCUCGACCUUCGUUCCUGCACUGGCGUUUCGACUGAUGCUUUGCAAGAAUUUGUUAAAAACUCCAAGGAUGACCUCAAAAUAAUGGAUAAAAAACUUAUUGUAAUUAAGUAA
Porites evermanni is the source of this 30854-nucleotide messenger RNA. NCBI's taxonomy places the organism in Eukaryota, Metazoa, Cnidaria, Anthozoa, Scleractinia, Poritidae. The record is from the annotation of a GenBank genome assembly.